This is a messenger RNA of Endocarpon pusillum Z07020, 783 nucleotides long. RefSeq lists its product as uncharacterized. NCBI's taxonomy places the organism in Eukaryota, Fungi, Ascomycota, Eurotiomycetes, Verrucariales, Verrucariaceae. Gene Ontology annotation, cellular component: mitochondrion. The record is from RefSeq and is a predicted model, not a curated record. Bases 1 to 783 code for a protein of 260 amino acids. The transcript has 2 exons. Gene Ontology annotation, biological process: mitochondrial respirasome assembly.
AUGGCAGAUUCAACAGCCGCCCCUCCUCCCGGCCCUCCGUCCGCAGCCCUCCCUUCCUCGUUCGACUCCAAUCCCGAAUUCUUUGAAGAAAAACGUAUGGCAAAGCUAGCCCGGCGCAUACGCGAAGAACCCCUGAUUCCUCUCGGCGUCGCCGCAACAUGCUACGCCCUUUACCAGGCCAUCAGGUCCAGCCAAGUCGGGGACCACCACCGAACGAACCGCAUGUUCCGCGCGCGCAUCUACGCCCAGGGGUUCACGUUACUCGCAAUGGUGGGCGGAAGUAUAUACUGGAAGGAUGAUCGGAUGAAGCGGAAGGAGCUGGAGAAGGUGCUGGUGGAGAAGAAGGCGGCAGAGAAGCGGGAGAAAUGGUUGAGGGAAUUGGAGGAGAGGGAUCGGGAGGAUAGGGAAUGGAGGAGUAGGUUUGAGGGAGUGGCCGCGAGGGCGAAGGAGGCGGAGGAGGGAGCUAUGUUAAGGUUGGGUGCGGGAAAGGGGAAGAGGGAGAAGAAGGCGGUGGAGGGAGGUGAGGGUGUGGUGGAAGCGGUGAAGAACGGUGCCAAUCAAAUGAAGGAGAGUGUGAGGGAGGGAACCGGGCAUGGGAAGGAGAGUUUACAGGGGGCCAAGGCGGUUGCAGAGCAGGUAGAAGAGGGAGCUAAGCAGGGAAAGCAAAGUAUGAAGCAGGCCAUUGAGAAGGCUUUUCAGAACAAGACUGUACUCGAACAAGUCCAGAUUUCGGGAUGGGGGAGCGGCACGUGGUUUAUCAGAGAGGCAUGGAGGAGAAGGUGA